AUGGAAUGUAUUGGUGGAAAGUUGGAUGAAGAUGAAGCAGUGGAAAAGGUACUUAGAUCUCUUCCCAAAUAUUAUAGUUCAAAAGUAUAUGUUAUUGAAGAAUGCAAAGAUUUGGAAAAAUAUACUAUGGACCAACUAUAUGGUGUUCUCACUGCCUUUGAGAUGAGAGGAUUUGAAUUAGAUAACCCUAAGAAGGAAGUUGCAUUCAAAACCUAUAAGAAAUUGGAAGAUGAUGCUGAUCUAAAUGUUGAGCCUAAUGUUGAAGGAGAAAAUUUUGUGAGAAGAUUGGAGAAAGGCACCGACAAAUAUGAAGCUAAGGAAUAUGAUGAUUCAAAUGAUGAAACACUAUUUAUGGUCAUGAAAGUUGAUAAUAUUGAAAAAUGUGUGAAGUUUGGAUCCCCACCCACUACUGAAAAACAUCAAAGAUCAUUUAUUGUGUGGACUGCCCCUCAUGCAAAAGAAAAACCAAAUGAUUGGGUGAUUGACAGUGGAUGUUCCAAUUACAUUAUUAAUCUUAAAAUAUGGAAUGGUGGAUCAAUUAAGUUUGGUUGUGAAGAGUUUUCUCAGACUAGUGGUAAAGGAACCAUUACCAUAGAUGGAAAGAACAAGACAAAGGAUGUUCUUUAUGUUAAGGGAUUGAAACAUAAUCUUCUCAACGCCAGUCAGAUGUGCAACAAAGGAUAA
Messenger RNA from Cryptomeria japonica (Japanese cedar), 684 nucleotides. RefSeq lists its product as uncharacterized. The transcript is spliced from 2 exons. Bases 1 to 684 code for a protein of 227 amino acids. Lineage: Eukaryota; Viridiplantae; Streptophyta; Pinopsida; Cupressales; Cupressaceae. The record is from RefSeq and is a predicted model, not a curated record.